AUUGCCAUGGCGAACGUGCUGCGCGCCGCGUGGGCUCUAGUCAUGGCUCAAUUUUCCGGCCAGCCAGACGUAGUCUUCGCCGCGAACGUCUCCGGCCGCAACGCCCCGGUACCUGGCGUGAGCGAGAUCAUCGCGCCGACGAUCACCACCGUGCCUCUGCGUAUCCAAACCGGCGUUGCACAGACCCAGACGGUAGCGGACUUUCUGCGCGGGGUCCAGGGGCAAGCAAUCCAGAUGAUGGCGUACGAGCACACCGGGCUCCAGGGCAUCCGGACUCAUCCUGCCUUGCAGCUGCGUAAUCUGCUGGUCGUUCAACCCGCCGCCGAGAGCGACACGACACUCGACUUCCCUGGCAUUGAGGCUUUGCCCCUCGCCGUAGAGGACUUUGAUAGUUAUGGGCUGAAUGUCGAGUGUACGCUGGGGACAAGCAUUGGGGUGCAGGCGCGAUUCGACGAGAAGGUCGUUUCGCCGACAUAUAUAACUCGUGUGCUGGACCAGUUUGCACACAUCGUGACUGUGCUUUGUGACCCCAGUCUCCAAAGUUCGUCCCUGCGAGAGCUGGAUUUGCUGAGCCGUGCCGAUCAAGCACAGAUUGCGGUCUGGAAUGCCACCGUCCCCCAGCGCGUGGAGAAAUGUAUCCACGAGCUGGUGGAGGAGCAGGCACAGGUCCGUCCUGCAGCACUCGCAGUUUGGGCUUGGGAUGGACAGCUCAGCUACCGUGAACUGACGCACCUCGCUAAUCUUCUGGCCCACCGCCUGGUUGCAUUAGGGGUAGGACCAGAGCGGAUGGUGGGCGUAUCGAUGGCCAAGUCCAAAUGGGCGGGGGUUGCCCUACUGGCCACCCUCCAGGCCGGGGGAGUUGUGGUGCCCUUGAGCGUGAGCCACCCCGUCCAGCGGAUUGAGACUAUUCUCGGCGACGCUGCAGUGAGCAUCACGUUGGUGGAUGGCCCGGAAUAUGACCGUUUGAACGGGCAUGUCGAUUGCUCACUUCUCGUAGUCGAUUCGAAGCUUUUCGAGGGUCUGUCCACAACGGCCCCUACCCACGAUGGUGUCGCACUUUUUCCCCCCGUCAGCGUCACCCCAAGCCAUGCUGCCUGGGUUAUCUACACCUCCGGGACCACAGGGACCCCUAAAGGCGCCGUGCUCGAACAUGGAACCCUAUGUACGAGCAUCCGGGCCCACGGCACGCGGUAUGGGUUCGGCCCACAUACGCGCAAGUUGCAGUACGCAGCGCACACCUUCGACGGCACGAUCGAAGACUACUUUACAACCUGGGCCUGGGGCGGGCUGAGCUGCGUGCCGUCUGAGGAAGACCGGCUGGACAUGCGCCAGCUGACAGCGUUCAUGCGCCAGACCCAAGUCAACGCGUUGGCCACCACCUACACCGUGGCCGGGCUCUUCACGCCCGAGGAGACCCCCAGCCUGCGCACGCUCGUUCUGGGCGGAGAGCCGGCGACUGUCGAGGUGACUGAUCGCUGGCGGACCAAGGUCAACCUCUUCAACUGCUACGGUCCCUCGGAGUGCUCCAUCUUCUCUUCGGCGGCCGGACCGGUACAGAACAUCGACGAGAUCCACAACAUCGGCACGCCCAUCGGCACGCGCCUGUGGGUGGCUGAUCCCCACAACCCCAAUCGAUUGUGCCCUGUGGGCGCGCCAGGAGAACUGCUGAUCGAGGGACCGCAGCUGGCGCGCGGAUACCUGAACAAUGCCGAGAAAACGAAGUCACAGUUCCUUGUAGACCUAGGAUUCAUGGCCCGAUUCGGACUGACCCUUGGACGACGGGUCUACCGCAGUGGGGAUAUUGUCCGCCAGAAGGACGACGGGUCGUUCGUUUAUGUGGCGCGCCGCGACACGCAAGUCAAGAUCCGCGGCCAGCGGGUUGAGAUAGGGGAGAUCGAACAACAGAUCGUCCGGUAUCUGGCUGAGACCCGCUUCGUGGCGGCCGUACUGCUUCAGCGCGGGGCCCAGGUCUCGCCGGUGUUGGUGGCUGCUAUCGAGUUUAUGCCGGAGAGCAGAAUUCUCAGCAGAGACGAGGAGGAGGAGAAAGAUGUGCAGACCCCCCCCUUGGCGGGUACGAGCAAUGCUGUGCCACCCACGAAGACGAUGCAGGCGGCAUUUCAGGAUCUCCACAGCGCCCUGUUCCAGGUGCUCCCGACACACAUGAUCCCCAGCGCAUACGUCCCCGUCGCCCACAUGCCGCGGAAUCUCUCCGGGAAGCUGGAUCGACGAGCAUUGCGCGAGCAGCUGGCUGCCAUGUCCGCCGAGACCAUGCAGCAGUAUCUUGAGGGGCGCGAGAAAGUCGCCCCUGCCACUGACAUGGAGCGUACACUACAGCGUCUGUGGGUGGAUGCCCUGGGGUUUGAGGACGCCGACAGCGUGAGCGUGCAGGACAAUUUCUUCCAGCUCGGAGGAGACUCGGUGGCUGCGAUGCACCUGGCAGCCCUGACUUGGCAACGCACCAAACUGCACUUGACCGUCGCCGACGUCUUCCGCCACCCUCGCCUCGGGGAUCUGGCGCAGAGGCUGACGGAGCUCAGCUUGCAUAUUACUGCCGAGCAGCCAGAGGAUCCAGAUCCAGAACCCUUGAGUUUGUGGGACAAUGCCUCGCCCGAAGCCGUGAGCGAGAUUGCGGCGCGCUGCCAGGUGGACGUGGAUCAGAUCGAAGAUAUAUACCCCUGCACACCACUACAGGAAGGCUUUAUGGCGAUUACAGGGCGCCAAUCCGCUGCCUACAUCAGCCGACAGGUCUACUCUCUCUCGAACGCCGUUAUCGACCUGCACCGGUUCCAGGCAGCCUGGGAGAUACUGACCCAGACCACGCCCAUCCUACGCACCCGUCUUAUGAUGGGUCCCAACCAACAAGCCCUCCAAGUGGUGGUUCAAGACCAAAUUGUCUGGCGAUUCAGCACCGAUCUCGCGGCUUACAUCGCCGAGGAUCGCGAGGCAGGAAUGAAGUUGGACCAACCCCUCGUGCGAUACGGGUUGGUAACGGAAUCAACUGAGAAAACCUAUUUUGUCUGGACCGCACACCACAGUAUCUACGACGGCUGGACUAUGCGCGAGAUUGCGCAGCGCUUCGCACAGGUCUACGAUGGGUUCGAUCAUCCAACCUCGACCUUGACCUCGAUCCCGCCGACGAUUCCAUAUUCCCGCUUCAUCCGCUACCUAACCUCACAAGAUCCAGUUAAGACGGCCCAAUAUUGGCGAAAGCAGUUGGAGGGUGAUGUGGUAGCCGACUGGCCUCCACUGCCUCAGCACGACUAUCACCCCAGACCGCAAUCACGCAUCCAAACAGCCAUGGUAAUUCCCGCGCGCGCAAAUGGUGACGUCCUCUUCUCCACUAUCCUACGUGCCGCAUGGGCAAUUGUGAUGGCCCAGUACAGCGGGCACAACGACAUUGUCUUCGCCGCGAGCGUCUCGGGGCGCAAUGCGCCUGUGCGGCAGAUCCGGGACAUCGCCGGUCCAACCCUAACCACGGUGCCAGUCCGCGUGUCAGUCGACAAAAGCAUGACGGUGGGCCAGCUGCUGCAAACCAUCCAGGAGCAAGCCACCGAGAUGAUUCCCCACGAGCAGACUGGAUUGCAGAAAAUCAAAAGGUUGCUGCCCGACAGCACUAGUAGCACGGCUCUGGCCCUCCGCAACCUCCUGGUCAUCCAGCCCGCGGCCGAGAGCGACAACAGCCCUAUAUCUCUUCCGGGCCUGGAGGCUCUACCUGCACCCUUCGAGGACUUUGGUAGCUUCGGGCUGCAGAUCGAAUGCACACUGGGACGACAGGAAAUUGACAUCGACGUCCAGUAUGACGAGCAUGUCAUCGCCACGGCCUAUAUUCAAAAGGUGGUCGACUACUUUGUACAUCUCGUGAAGGAGCUCGCCAACCUUGACCGACUCCAGCAGCCGCUGCACAAGUUACAUAUCAGUCCCCAGGACGAGCAGCAGAUUCUAGACUGGAACCGGGUGGUUCCCACCUGCGUUGAGCAAUGUAUUCAUACCCCCGUGUACGACCGCGUGGUUCGCCAGUCCACUGCAUGUGCGAUCAGCGCCUGGGACGGCGAAUUGACCUACGUAGAACUAUCGGGACAGGCUGCGAGCCUGGCCGCCCAUCUCAGGCACGAGUUGGGAGUGAAGCCGGAGCGCACGGUGGGAGUCUGUAUGAACAAGAGCAAGUGGGCUGCUGUUGCCAUCCUCGCAGUUCUGUACGCCGGAGGAGUAGUCGUCCCCCUCGGGGCGGCUCAUCCCCUGCCUCGCGUGCAGGCCAUCGCACAGGAUGCAGCUGUGGAGACCGUGCUUGUGGACCGUGAACAGCAGCAACGGCUGGCGCCACUGGGCCUGCGACUCUUGACCGUGGACGAGAAGUUCUUCGCUGACCACACACCACUCGACCUCGCACAGACAGCUACACUGCUGCUGGCAAGCACGGUACGGCCGCACAAUAUGGCGUGGAUCAUCUACACCUCUGGCAGUACAGGCACUCCGAAAGGGGUGAUUCUCGAGCACCAGGCGCUCAGCACCAGUAUUAAGGCGCAUGGCGCCGCCUUCAACAUGAACGAGACGACCCGUACCUUGCAGUUCGCAGCGCACACCUUUGACGCCACAAUCCAGGAUGUCAUCACCACCCUCUGGGCAGGGGGCUGCGUCUGCAUUCCCUCGGAACACGACCGCGUCAAUCGGCUCACGGAAGCCAUGAGCACCAUGCGGGUCAAUUGCGCCACAUUGACAUCGACGGUGGCAUCCAUGCUAGUGCCUAAGAGAAUUCCCUCAAUGCGGACGAUGAUCCUGGUGGGUGAACCGGUCACUGCGGCAGCUGUAGCCUUGUGGUCGCCGCAUGCCACUGUACUGAAUGCCUACGGCCCCUCGGAGUGCUCGAUCCACUCCUCCUGCAGUCGUCCAAUUUAUGACGCUGCCCUCGCGUCCAACAUUGGCUUCCCUCUCGCUUGCGCAUGGUGGGUGGUGGACGCUGACAGUCUACACGCGCUUUGCCCGAUCGGCGCCCCCGGAGAGCUUCUGAUCGAGGGCCCCAACCAAGCCAGAGGCUAUCUCAAUGACGAUGAGAAGACCCAAGCGGCCUUUGUCCAGGACCCCGAGUUCAUUCCCCGACUGGGCCUCGCGAGUCGACGCCUGUACCGGACCGGUGAUCUGGUCAAGCAGAAUCCUGAUGGAUCGCUGAUCCACCUUGGUCGCCGGGAUCUGCAGGUCAAGAUACGCGGACAGCGUAUCGAGGUAGGCGAGAUCGAAUACCAGAUUCAGCGACACCUUGCUGGAGCGCGAACCGUCGCGGUGGAGCGCGUCCAGCACGGGGGAGACGGCGAGCAGAUCAGCCUUGUAGCGGUAUUGGACUUCGUCGAUGAGACCCACAAUAUCGACGAUAACGACGGCGCUGACCCAACAGCAACAACUGCUGCUGCUGCCACCGAUGCACUGCAGCCCCUACCCCCCUCCGAUAGCCUUCGUACAACAUUCAAUGAGCUUCACCAGACACUCCUCCGCAUCCUACCGGUCUACAUGGUCCCCGUCGCAUAUCUACCCGUGGACCAGAUGCCCUCGAAUGCCAACAACAAGCUUGACCGACGGGCCAUUCGGGCCUUGUUGGCAGAGCACUCGCUGGCGGCCCUGCAGGGGUACCUCCACGACGACGAGCCCGAAACGCAGGUCAUGCCCGUGACCGCACUGGAGAAGAAGGUGCAUGCGCUCUGGCUGGAGGUUUUUGACCUCCCCGCAGGGGUCAACAUGUCCAUGAACGACAACUUCUUCCACCGGGGCGGCGACUCGGUGACGGCGAUGCGCAUGGUGGUCGUCGCAGCAUCGCACGGACUGCAUCUGAGCGUCGAGGAUAUCUUCAAGUCGCCGCGGCUGGCAGACUUGGCCGCCACGCUCGCGGCCCGGCCCUUGCGAGAUACACUGGCCCAGGACAUCGAAUAUCCCGCCCCCUUCGAGCUGUGGAAAGAGCUUCACGCUGUUGGGUCUUCAGAGCAGCGAGAAAAGCGCUUACUCCGCAUUGCGUCAAGCAUUGGGGUCAGCGUGGAUCAGAUUGAGGACGUUUACCCCUGUACGCCCCUGCAGGAGGGCUUGAUGGCCAUCACGGCGCGUCAGCCGGCAGCCUACGUGAGCCGCCAAGUGUAUGCGAUGGGCAGCGCCGUAGAUCGCAACCAAUUCCAGGCAGCAUGGGAGACCCUGUCCGGCGAGGUCAGCAUCCUGCGCACGCGAAUUCUGGUGGACGGUGAAUCCCCUGCCGUGCAGGUGGUGGUUCGCGACAACAUCCACUGGCAAACAGGCACAGAUCUCGAACAGUACCUGCAGGCUGACCGCGCCCAAGGCAUGUCUCUGGGCCAGCCGCUGGUGCGCUAUGGCUUGGUCGAGGAACCCACGGGGGCAUGCUACUUCAUUUGGACCGCGCACCAUGCCUUGUAUGAUGGUUGGACCGUGGGUGCACUCAGCAAACGCCUCCUAGACAUCUAUCGCCAAGGCCAGUCUGCCCUCUCCGUCCCCUACACGCAGUUCAUCCGAUAUCUUCAACACGGUCGUCCCGACCCCGUGGCGAGCACGCACUACUGGCGCGAGCAGCUGGAGGGCGACGUGAUGGCCAGCUGGCCACGCCGAGUCUCGGACAAGCAACCACUGCCACAGGACGAUUUCCAUCAGUCAAUCCCACUUCCGCCGACGCAGAGACACGGCCGGGUGACGAUAUCGACCAUUCUCCGCGCCGCCUGGGCGCUGGUCGUGGCCCAGUACUCGGGACAUGGGGACAUCGCCUUCGCGGCUACGGUUUCUGGCCGUAACGCCCCAGUUCGGGGCAUAUCAGACAUCGCAGGUCCAACCAUUACAACCGUGCCGAUUCGCACACGGGUGGAUCUGACAAGCACUGUGGCUGAUUAUGUCGACGCAAUGCAGCGGCAAGCAACACACAUGAUUGACCACGAGCAUACCGGGCUGCAAGGGAUCAAGGCGCUGCUGCCCGCGCUGGCCUCCACGCUGCACACAGGCAGCUUACUGGUCAUACAGCUGGCUGAAGAGCAGGAUUCUCAGGGACAGUUGGACUUCCCUGGCCUGGAAACCGUCCCUCUGCCGGUCGAACCCUUCAAUGCACACGCGCUGACUCUCGAAUGUCAGCUUGGAGGAGGCGAGCUCACCGUGGAUGUCCACUACGACAAGCAGAUCAUCCCUCCAACCCAGGUCAAACGGGUGAUCGACUAUUUCGCCUGUCUGUUCCACCGACUGUGUGAUCCGAGCACGCAAUCGCAGCCCCUGGCGCAUAUCCUCAACGUCGACGACGCAGAUCAGCAGCAGAUCCUCCACUGGAACACGGACGUUCCCACCCGUCUGGAGAAAUGCAUCCACGAGAUGGUCCGUGAACAGGUGGAACGAUCGCCAACGGCCAUUGCCAUUCACGCAUGGGAUGGAGACCUGACGUACCGCGAAUUCUACGAGGCCGGCGCACGAGUGGCUCACCAGAUCGUCGCUUGCGGGGUAGGGCCUGAAAGCAUUGUGGGAGUCUGCAUGGAGAAAUCAAAAUGGGGGGCGGUGGCGAUGCUGGGAAUCAUGCAAGCGGGGGGGGCCAUCAUGCCCUUGGGCAUAUCGCACCCUUUGGCCCGCAUCGACACCAUCCUCGACGCCUCGCAGGCACGUCUCAUUGUCGUCAGCCCUGCACAGGCGGAACGACUGCAGGGGCUGACCAACCUCGCGCACACCCAGCUCCUCACCCUCGAUCAGGAUUGUUUCGAUACUUGGCCACAGUGUCAGCAGCCGCCAGAGACGGGAGUGACGCCGUCGAACGCCUCGUGGGCCAUCUUCACCUCAGGCAGCACGGGCGUGCCCAAGGGCGUGGUCAUCGAGCACGGAACCAUGUCGACGAGUCUGGACGAACAGGGACGCUGGUUGGGCCUGACGCCAGCGACGCGGUUCCUGCAGUUUGCUUCUUAUACCUUCGAUAAUGUCAUCACCGAUACCUUCGCUACGACGGCUUUCGGUGGAGUGGUCUGCAUUCCCUCCGAGGAGGCCCGCAUGAAUCAGCUCACGGAAGUGAUGGCUGACAUGGAGGUCAACACAGCGAUGCUGACCUCGACUGUUGCACAGCAAGUUGCGCCCAGCCGUGUACCCGCCCUGCAAACCCUGAUUCUGACCGGCGAGCCUGUCCGGGCUGAUGUCGUCAGUCUCUGGCUGGAUCACGCCGACAUCUACAACGCCUAUGGGCCCACAGAAGGGUCUAUGAGCACCUGUACUCGUCCCUACAUCAAUGCCCACGAGGUUAGCAACAUCGGCUUCCCCUUGGCGACCCGGUUAUGGGUCACCCAGCCCACGCAGACCCAUCUGCUGAGUCCGCUCGGUGCACCCGGCGAGCUCUGGAUCGAAGGGCCCUUCCUGGCCCGAGGCUACUUGGGCGACCCCGUCCGCACUGAGGCCUCAUUCAUCGUUGAUCCUGAGUUUACGCGCCGCUUGGGUCUCCACGGACGCCGACUCUACCGCACUGGCGAUCUUGUGCAACAGAAUGAAGACGGAACGCUGAUACACCUCGGGCGAAUGGACUCUCAGAUCAAAAUCCGAGGCCAGCGUGUCGAACUCGGCGAGAUCGAGCAUCAAAUCUUGCACCAUCUGCCUGAGGCGAGUACCGUGGCCGUGGAACCGCUCACCGACGAUGACACGCAGCGGAUCUUCCUGGUGGCCGUGGUGGAGCUCGCUUCGAACAGUGAAUACCGCCAUGACACGAUCACGCCAGAGGGAGUGCUGACACCAUUCCCGGCCCUCCGAGUGGCCUUCAGCAAGCUGUACGGCAUCCUGUCACAGACACUGCCUGUGUACAUGGUUCCGGCCGUAUUCGUGCCCAUUUUGGAAAUGAGUCGCAAUCUCUCGGGCAAACUGGACCGUAAGCUCCUCCGCACGAUGCUGGUGCGCAUGCAGGACGAUGAUAAUCUCCGGCAGUACCGCGUGGGCGACGGACCCAAGGUCGCCCCCUCGACCGAGAUGGAGCGCCAAUUACAGACCCUGUGGGCUGACGGGCUUCAUCUCCCCGUAGACGAGAUCGGGGCUCAUGACAACUUCUUCCAUCUUGGUGGAGACUCCCUGGCCGCGAUGCGCAUGGUGGCCACAUCGCGCUCUCGCCCGUACAAGCUGAGUGUGGCAGAUAUCUUCAAAUACCCCUGUCUAUCUGAGCUUGCUGACGUUGUGAGCGCGCGUUCAGAGGCACAUUCAGAGGAAGAGAAGAAAGAAGAAGAGAAAGAGGAGGAGAAGGACGAGAAUGAAGAGGAAGGGGUGGUCUCCCCUGUCUGCAACAUCGGCCGUGCGGACGAUGUCGUCGAUAUCCUGCCCACCACCGACUUCCAAGCCCUCACGGUGGCAGGCGUGCUCACGACCCCCGGUGCGGCCAACUGUGCGCAUUUCCUGCUAGACGGGCAGGGCCCCUGUGAUGUGGAGCGGCUGCGCAAGAGCUGCUUGGACCUCAUCCGCGCCCUGCCUAUCCUCCGCACAGCCUACAUCUUCGAUCAGAGCCGUCUGUUACAGGUCGUCAAGAGUGUCUAUGAGCCCGACAUCCCCAUUUUUCACACAGAGCGUACCCUUGAAUCGAAGACGGCUGAGAUCGUCAAUCACCAGCUGUUCCCAGCCCCCUGCUUGGGCGAGCCCUUCACGCAGAUGGCCAUCAUCGAGGAGGCGCACACCACGCGACACCGACUUCUCCUGCGCGUGACGCACGCUGAGUACGAUGCCGUGUCCAUCAAUGCGAUCUGGGAGACCCUCCGCUGUCUGUAUGAGGGCUCAAUCCCGCCCCGGUCUCCGUCCUUCGCGAGCUUCUACUACCACCAGCAGCAACGUAUCACCGCACAAACGUACGACUACUGGACGGACCUGUUGGCGGGCUCGUCUAUGCCCCAACUGGGCCGCUCCGUCUCGGCUAUCGGCCAAUAUCCCUCCACCGUGGCCCACCUGGCCCCACGGACGGUCCCCCUCGCCAGUCCGCUAUCCGCGGGCGUCACCAGCGCGGUCCUGGUGAAGGCAGCAUGGGCGGUCACUCUGGCUCGCGUGGCCCAGCGCCAGGACGUGGUAUUCGCCGACACCGUCUCCACGAGGGGAACUGUCGACGCCUCCCAGAUGAAUACAACGGGCUGCUGCGUUACGCUGCUUCCAGUCCGCGUGCAGCUGUCCUCUCCUGACCUCACAGCGCGCGAGCUGCUGCAAGCCGUGCGCGAGCAGCAAAUUCAGAGCUUCGAGCACGGGCACCUCGGCUUCCGAGAUAUCCUGCACGACUGCACCGAUUGGGCGACCUCGACGCGGUUUACGUCCGCGCUGAACCAC
Molecule: messenger RNA, 10278 nt
Organism: Aspergillus japonicus CBS 114.51
Lineage: Eukaryota; Fungi; Ascomycota; Eurotiomycetes; Eurotiales; Aspergillaceae
Product: acetyl-CoA synthetase-like protein
Exons: 2
Biological process (GO): secondary metabolite biosynthetic process; amino acid activation for nonribosomal peptide biosynthetic process
Cellular component (GO): cytoplasm
Molecular function (GO): catalytic activity; phosphopantetheine binding
Source: RefSeq, a predicted model, not a curated record